Mucor velutinosus is the source of this 6903-nucleotide messenger RNA. RefSeq lists its product as uncharacterized. The transcript has 6 exons. Bases 1 to 6903 code for a protein of 2300 amino acids. The record is from RefSeq and is a predicted model, not a curated record. NCBI's taxonomy places the organism in Eukaryota, Fungi, Mucoromycota, Mucoromycetes, Mucorales, Mucoraceae.
AUGCCAUUCAUUUCUCUGUUAAAGGAGAGCUUUGCUACUGCGCCCAUUGAGAACAGACAAGCUGUUGUCGACAAACUGGCGGCUGCCAACACGGAAGAUGCUCAUUACUAUAAGGGAUUGGUGUUAUUGCAAAAGAUCUAUGAGAAGGUCAUGAAGCAUGAUGAACCAGUAACACCACGCCAAGCGACAGACGAGGAAAAGGAACUCUCAAAGCAGAUGAAGGAUCUUCUCGACAAGUUUAGCAAUCACAGCCAGCGCUUCAAGGAGCUUACAACUCGGUUUUAUCUCUUGAUUUACCCAUUCGAGACAAGUACAUCCAUCGAAUUCAUCAAGAAGGGUCUUCAUCUUGAAUCGCUUGAUAUCCAAAAGCCAGCAGCCACUCAAGAGCAAGAUAGCCUUCCCACGACAGCACCGGUCUCCAACAAAUCAACUGCGCCAUCCAAGCUUGAUUCAGCACUGAUUGAUGGUGAAAACUUGAUCAAGCAGAGCUUCAAAGAGUUCUCCUCCUCCACAGAUGGCUACUCUGUCCUUGAUCUCGAGACCUUGUCCUUGCCUUAUGUCGCCGGCGAUACCAGCCUCUGGCAAUCCUUGUCUCAACGUGAGCAAGUGGCCCUGCUGAAAAAGCUUGUAAAUACGCCUUCGGAAAGGGCCUUUGGUUCCGAUGUCAUGCAACGCCUGGCUACAUUAUGGAAAGAGCAACCAGAUGACUCCAACUGGGAACUGGAAUACCUGCCAUUUUACAACUUUACCUUGGAUCAACUGGAUCAACUCGUACAAGAGAUUCCCAAUAUUGUGUUUUUGCAUGAAUCCUUUGUCAAUGCCUAUGUCGAAAAGCUGAUCCCUGCUGAAUACCGCUCUGUCGACUCGAUCUCUUUCUGGGAUGAUGAUGCCAAUGUCUUGAAUGGCUAUUUAAGCCGCUUGGAUACAUUUGCUGAAAAGUUACCAAGCAUCUAUUUUAAUGUGAACGCCGCAAUCAAGUUUCACAAGCUACGUAUUGAUAUUGUUAGACAAGACUAUUCUGAGGAGCGCCUUUUAAACUAUUUGUCUAUUUCAUCCAACAACAACAAUAACAAUGCCCAAGUACUAUCCCCCGUUCCCUCUCGCUCAGGUGCAUUUGGAUUCACUGAUGCUCGCGACAACACUUCUUCCUUUGACAAUGUAAAUACGUCAAUAUCAUUGCCAUUGCUCGGUUCGUGUGUUAUUUCUGAUUCGGAUAAACGCUUGGUCGUCCAAGAAUAUUUGACAGGCUUGGUGGCACAUGGGAAAUUAGCUGCUUCUAUGGAAACGCUCGGUGCUUAUUUGGAUUACCAUAAUGUGUUGAAGCCCAUGUUUGCCGAGAUCAUGCUAACCACGCCUUUAGCAGGAACUACCAAUCUAGAGUCGUGGGCUAAAACACUCGGUACUCGUGCUUAUGAAGUGUUAGUCGCCAAGUCGUUUGUAUCAUUCGCCUCGUCUACCAUAAACGCCUCUAUCAAACGAAAGCCCUCUGACGCUGUCAAGCUCCAAAUCAAGACCAAGAACAUUCCUCGUCUUGCUAUUCGCGUAUUCCAAAUCGACACGGAAAACUACUGGCGUAUUCACUUGGAGGACGAUGACUCUGCCUCUGCCAAUAGCAACAUCAAUCUGGAUGGUCUCUGCCCUACUUUUGAAAAGGAUUUGGACUAUUCUUCUGAGCCAGCUCUUCUUGUUAAAACGAGUGAAUUUGUGUUUGGUCAAGACGGUCUUGCUUCUGAUGUCUUUGAAGGUCGAGGCCUCUGGGUAGUUGAGUUUGUGGGUGGUCAAAAUCAAUGUCGAGUGAUUGUGCAAAAGGGCUACCUAAGACAUGUCAUGCAAGAGACUCCAGCUGGGCAUGUAGCCAGAAUCAUCAGUGAAGAUGGACACAUUGUGGACAAGGCAAAGAUUUGGUACAAUAACCAAUACUACGAGGCUGAUGGCGCGAGCAAUAUUUUGAUCCCUUACUUGUCUCCUGAUGGCUAUUCCAAGAUGAGCAAGGUCAUUUUGAUUUCCGAGACUGACAAUUUCUGCGAGCCAGCUAGUUUCUACCACCAUAUCGAGCAGUACUCGUUGGAGGCUAGUUUCUACGUCAAUCCCGAAAUGGUCAAUGUCAGUAAGAAGGCUACCGUAGUAGUGGUUCCCAAGCUGACUCUUAACGGCCUUACUGUUCCUUUGAGCUUGUUACAAGAAAAGUUGGUGUUGAAUGUGAACUGUACCAAUGCAAGCGAUGUCAAGACCAGUUCCGUCUGUCAAAACAUUGACUUCAACCCGAGCUAUAUUUGCUUUGAUUUUAUUGUGCCUGAGCAAUUGACAUCCGUUGAAUUUCACCUCAGGGGAAAAAUCAAGGGCGUUGACGGUACACAGCAUGAAGUUGAUGCCAACCGCACCAUCUCUAUCAAUGCUGCAUCCAAUAGCAGUGGCGUUCCAUCCAGCAUUCAGCUUCAAAGAACAAGCGAUGGCUAUUUCAUCCAUGUCUUUGGCAAGAACGGCGAAGUCAAGAAGGAUUUCGAGGUGUCUCUUCGUUUCAAACACGCUUUUGUCAACCGCAACAUUGAGGUUCUUCUGAAGACAGAUCAGCAAGGCGUGGUUGAAUUAGGCGAGCUAAAAGACAUUCAAUGGUUUGAUUAUAACAGCUCUUAUUCCGCCUACAAGCAAUGGGUCUUAAGAGACGACGCGAAAUCAAGCUUGCCUCCUGCCAUUUGCAUCCCUGCUGGCAAGGAUGUCAAGAUUGCUUGUCCUACUCACCUUCCUCAAUCGCUCUAUUCACUGUACACAACUGGUGUUCGAUCAAUCCUCGUCAGGGAUGUCUCUAGCAAGAUUCAACUGGAAGAUGGCUACAUUACUGUUUCUGGCUUACCUGAGGGCGAAUAUAUGCUCCACAUUCCCUCCUCUUCUGGCAGCAUGGACUACAUUGAAUGUACUGUUAUUCAAGAUCAGGUUGAUAGCGCCCAGCAAGCUUUAUGGUCUAACUGGCUCUUUGGUGAGACCAAGCGUGGCAAGCAGAAUGGAUCUGUCUUGAAAAAGCCUUUGGCUAUUUCCAGCACAUCUGUGUCUGAUGAGUCCAUUCAACUGCAAGUCGAAAACGGCUCUUCGUCCAAGGCAUUUGUCGUAGUGACUACCAGCGCCUUUAUUCCCUCCUCUAAUGAUACCCUCAUGAGCCAGCUCUUUGACAAGCGUUCGCUUACUCGCCCCAUUUCGCAGCAAGACGAAUCUAUCAGCACAUGCUCUGUCUUUUUAACAGACAAGCGUAUCGGUGAAGAAUAUCAGUACAUCUUGAAUCGCUCCAGAGCAGAGAAGUGGGUUGGCAGUAAUCUCACCAAGCCAUCCUUGCUCAUGUAUCCCAAGAAAAAUGCAAGCACGGCGUCUACUGCUAGACAUCUUGAACGUGAUGUGGACCUUGAUAAUGCACAAAUGAGCAAGAAGAAGAGGAUGAUGAAUCAGGCGAUGUUUGGUGCUCAAAGAUACGCAUUGGGUGCUAAUUGCGAUAUGCUCAUGUCGAGUGUGGGUGAGACAAUGGAUUCUAGCCUGGCCUUCUUGGAUCAUCAAUCACCUAUCCUGGUAUUCCCUGUGCCUGAAGGUGGUGUCCUUACUAUUGACCGUCAGUCGCUUGGCCAUGGUGGCAAGUUCUUGCAGGCUGUUGUCAUUUCAGGUGAGCAAACUGCCUAUCAACAGACUGUCAUUGAGAACGAUGGCAGCUUGAAACGCAAAGACCUCUGUCAAAGCGAGGUUAGUAACAAGGCGCUAAUCCGCUCCAAGGUCAUCUCCAACGUGCUUCCCAACGAUACUUUGACGCUGAAUACCCAUGAAUACGAGACCAUUGACAGCUUUGAAAAAUUGUUUGAUACCAUCAAGACCGUUUCUCGCGUUGGCGAGGAUUUUGCUCAAAAGUUUGGCUUCCUCAAAACAUGGCCAGGUCUUAACUUGAGUAGUAAAUUGGAACUGCACGAUGAACAUGUUUGUCAUGAACUCAACUUGUGGCUCAAGAAGAAGGAUGUCGCCUUCUUUGAUGCGCAUGUCAAGCCUGCCAUUCAAAGCAAGAUUCAAAAGUCGUUUAUGGAUUUGUAUUUGCUGGACCAAGACGUAUCUCUGUAUCAGCGUGAUCUCUACCGGUUCAGCCAGCUCAGCACAGUGGAAAAGGCUCUUUGCGCUACGACUCAAUCCAAGGAAUUUAUGCACACAGUUGCGCGAUUGUUCAAGGAGUCUUUUGACGAUAAAAAGCUGGAUAACAGAAGUGAUGCCAUCUUUGACUCCAUCCUGGCUCACAAUGCCGCUGUUUUGGCGGAAGAGCCUACGAGUGUUGUCACUGAAACUAUCGAGGUGUCUGCAUCAGAAUCUGCUCGACCAGCGCCUCCUGCCGACGCUUUUCUCUCUCGCUCAGCAGCUCCUCGCAUGCUCUCCUCUAUCGUAAGUGGUUCUGCUGCCGCUAUUAAUGUUGUGGGUUCUCAAUACAGCCCUGCCUCGCCUGCUUUUAGUCCAGCAGGAGCCUUUGGUGGUGCUUAUGUCGAUAAAGACGAGGACGAGGACGAUGAUGAAAUGGAAGAGGCUGACGAGGAAGUCGUCAAUCAGCUUAGAGAAAAGGCCAAGGAGCAACGCAAGAAGGUCACUUACAAGUACACUGAACCUACCAGCGAAUGGGUCGAGACAGGCUAUUUUUACCAAGACCAAGUUCCCUUGAAGCAAUUCUGGAUUGAUUACAUUGAACACCAUAUUCAAUGCAAAUCGGCUGAUGGCUAUUUCUUGUCUGAAAACUUCAUCUACUGCCUCGAUAGUCAAGCAGAGUUAUUCUAUGUAUUGACGUUGAUGGAUUUACCCUUUAGUUCUAGUGUGGACUGGAAUAUUGACGCAUCAGGCGACCAAGGAUUGGUGAUUUCCGCAUCAGCACAGCCUUUGAUGGUAUUCUAUCGCACAUUAACCGAGCACCAAGGCAGCUUUACUAGCAACAAUGACCACAAUUUGAUGCUGGGCCAAGAGAUCUUUGUCUACGAUCCUGCAGCAUCCAUCGACUCUGAGGAAUGCAUCAAGGUGAACCCGUCCUCUCAAGCAUUAGAAACCUCUGUGGAAUAUGGCUCUCAUCUGAUUAUCAGCAAUGUCUCUUCCAAGCCUCUUACAUGCCAGGUCACUGUACAGGUCCCUACUGGAUCUGUGCCUACCCAAACAACUACCUAUUGCAAGUCCACCACGAUCCGUAUCGAGCCCUACUCAACAUGGCACGAAGUUGUUGGUACAUUCUACUUUCCUAGUGCUGGUGGCUAUGCCAUUAUACCUGUUACUGUAUCCACAUCUUCGGGCGAUACACUCAUUGGCAUGAUGGAGGCCAUGCCCAUCCGUGUCGUGGAACCCUGCGCCGCCCAUUCUGCGGAUAACGCGGUCAACGAUGUUUCAUCCACCUCUCAAUCGUGGUCAGCCAUUGCAAACAACAGUUCGAAUGAACAGGUCGUUGCGUUCCUCAAUUCCUAUCGCAAAUUGGACAAGCUUGACUUUAGUUUGAUUUCUUGGAGAAUGGGCAGUCGAGAUUUCGCUCGCUCUGUAUUUGAUACGCUCAAGAGCCGCUAUUUCUUUGCGCAAGAUGUCUGGAAGUACGGCGUCUCUCAUCAGUUCCAUGAUAUCAUUGGUGAUUUGUUGUUGUUUCAUAGUAGCGAGCUGUUGAGCCAGGUUGGCCAGGUAUUCGAGUCUCCUCUGGUAGUCAGCAACGAGCUAGAACAACACGAGAUGUUGCUGUUUGACUAUUAUCCUCUCUUAAAUGCAAGGGCCCAUCCUCUGAAGCCUACACCAGAGAUCCUCAAUCGACAAUUCUAUCAACAAUACAACAAGUUCCUCGACUACUUGAGCCUCAAGACAAGUGCUCUUUCAGACGCUGAUCUCAUCAUAUUGACACUGUAUUUGCUCUUGCAAGAUCGCAUUGGUGAAGCACAAGCUACUUUUGCUCGCAUUCAAAACGAUACUAGCCCUACGCAUCAGGUGCAAUAUGAUUAUCUUGAUGCCUACUUGAAGACGCGUAUUCCUGUGACCUCAAACCAAGAGCAAAUGCAACAGCUAGAUCUUCAAUCAAUCAAAGACAUCGCCACCAAAUACAGAGAUUUUGGCGUUGCUAGAUGGCGUCAACUGUUCGCUCAUUUACACGAUUUUGUGUGCGAGGUAGAGCAAGGUUCUCUUGCCGUGUCUGACAAUGCUUCACAGAGCAAACGCAUCUUAUCUGAGCCCAUUCUCGAGUUUGAAGUUGAUCAGCGUCGCGAUGAGUUGAUUGUUCAAUACGCCAACAUCAGAUCAGUUGAUAUCAAAUACUACGACAUGAAUAUUGAGGUUAUGUUCUCCAACAACCCAUUCAUGAACAGCAGUACUGACAAGACAAGCGGUGAAAACUUCAACUGGAUUAAGCCAAGCUAUGCUGUUACCAUGGACUUGCCAGAGCAGAAGGCUGCUGCCUCUGAAGAGCAACAGCCUAAAGACGAAGACUUUGAUAUCAUUGGUGUAGGCCAAGUCAACACAUUGCAAACAGUCAAGAUUCCCUUCAGUGGAGGCAACAAGAAUGUCUUUGUCGAGAUGUCCAGUGGCUCUAUCAAAAGACGUCAGGCCUACUAUGCUAAUCGUCUGUACACUCAUCUCGCAGAAUCGUUUGGUGUGGUCCGUGUCAUGAGCGAGAAAUCCAAGCGUCCAUUGGCAGGCGUUUAUGUCAAGGUCUAUGCUCGUGUUAAACAGGGGGGCGCCAUCCACUUUUGGAAAGAUGGUUAUACUGGCCUCAAUGGUGUCUUUGAUUACAUUGGUGUAACUGAAGGCAAUCAGCUUACGGGAUCAAACGAAAAACUCAAGGAUCUCAUGAUAAACAAGUUGGAUAAACUGAGUAUCCUGAUUUUGAGUGCAGAGGAAGGUGCAACAGUGAAAGAAGCUUGUCCUCCCGACGCUGUAUUGUAA